AUGAUAAACUCUUAAUCUGUACCUAAUCUUCAAAAUUCAAAUGCAUUGCCUAUAAGCGAACCAUCCCUAGAAUAAAUCAAUAAAAAGUAGUAUGGAGAUACCUUAAGAUAAUAAAUUGAACAAAAAAAAAUGAGAGAGUAAUAGGAAAAAAUAUAAGAGCGUCUGAUGGUUCUAUAUAUUAGUUUAAUCAUUAGGAAUUAUAAUUACAAAAUCCAUCAAAUAAUUUAACAAGAGGUGGAGGUGGUGCUCCAUUAAGAGAUUAAUAUGGAAAUAUAACUGUAAAUAAUAAUAGUAUUAUGUUUAGACAACUAGAAGAAAUCCUAUGGAUCCUAAUAUAUCAUCUGCUUAAAUAUUUGGUCCAUAAAUAUCAUCUGUUUAAUUUAAUUAACCUGAUUAUUUGAGUGUUAGUUAAUAUCCUAUUCAACCUCAAAGAAUGGUAUCUACAAAUCAAAGUAUGAUAAAUUUGCCUAUUUAAAAUAAUGUAAGAUAUAUUCAAAAUAUUAAUUAGAGUCAAUUGAGUUAAAUUGGAGAAUAAAUUGCAUAGGCUGAAAAGAGAUAAAAAAAAUUUGUGUUGUAAAGAGAAUUACUUUAAUAAAUUGAUAUCACUGAAAAAAAGAAGUAAGAGGAGAAAUUAAAAAUAAAAAGAGAUAAAGAAUUAGAUGAUUUAAGAAUACUUAGAGAAAGGGAAGAAUAAGAAAGAAGAAUGAAAGAUGAAUUUGGGAUUGAUAAAUUAGAAAAAAGAAAUCUUUAAUAAACUAAUUUUGAUGUAGAUGGUUUAAAAGCUUUAAAACGUUUAGAAAUGUUGAAAUACUAAAAUGAAUUAAUUGAACAAUAAAAUAAAAAAAAUGCUAAAACAGGUGCCAGAUAAAGAACACCUAUUUAAGAAGCUGAAAAAGCUUAUAGAGACUAAAAAAAUGAUAUGAUGUAAUCAAGAAUAGAAUAAAGAAUCAUAAAAGAGUUACCAAUUGAAGUGGAAAAGACUGUUAGAGAUACAAUAAAUGUUGAAUUACAUAGAUUAAGAUAAGAAAUGAAUCUAUAGACAAAUCAAGUAUCAGAAUAAGUAGUUUCAUUAAAAAGCUAAUUAAUGAAGGCGAAUGAGCAUAGACAUUAUAAUGAAGAGUAAAUUAGAAAAUUAAAAGAUGAACUAAGAUCUACUUAAAUUAUAGAUGAAAUUAGAUAAAGAGAAUUAUAUUAAGCAUUUCAAAAUUAAGAAAGAACAAGAUAAAUUAUUGAAUCUGCAUAAAGAUUAUAAACUCCAGAUGUGAUUAAAUAUGCUUUUCCAAGAAGAUAAAAAUUAAAUCAAAAUGAUCCAUUCCUAGUAAGUAAUGAUGAGGUAAAUAAAGAUUUAUAUGGAAUAAUUACUGAUUCUACAUAAAUUCAACCNUUAACAAGAGGUGGAGGUGGUGCUCCAUUAAGAGAUUAAUAUGGAAAUAUAACUGUAAAUAAUAAUAGUAUUAUGUUUAGACAACUAGAAGAAAUCCUAUGGAUCCUAAUAUAUCAUCUGCUUAAAUAUUUGGUCCAUAAAUAUCAUCUGUUUAAUUUAAUUAACCUGAUUAUUUGAGUGUUAGUUAAUAUCCUAUUCAACCUCAAAGAAUGGUAUCUACAAAUCAAAGUAUGAUAAAUUUGCCUAUUUAAAAUAAUGUAAGAUAUAUUCAAAAUAUUAAUUAGAGUCAAUUGAGUUAAAUUGGAGAAUAAAUUGCAUAGGCUGAAAAGAGAUAAAAAAAAUUUGUGUUGUAAAGAGAAUUACUUUAAUAAAUUGAUAUCACUGAAAAAAAGAAGUAAGAGGAGAAAUUAAAAAUAAAAAGAGAUAAAGAAUUAGAUGAUUUAAGAAUACUUAGAGAAAGGGAAGAAUAAGAAAGAAGAAUGAAAGAUGAAUUUGGGAUUGAUAAAUUAGAAAAAAGAAAUCUUUAAUAAACUAAUUUUGAUGUAGAUGGUUUAAAAGCUUUAAAACGUUUAGAAAUGUUGAAAUACUAAAAUGAAUUAAUUGAACAAUAAAAUAAAAAAAAUGCUAAAACAGGUGCCAGAUAAAGAACACCUAUUUAAGAAGCUGAAAAAGCUUAUAGAGACUAAAAAAAUGAUAUGAUGUAAUCAAGAAUAGAAUAAAGAAUCAUAAAAGAGUUACCAAUUGAAGUGGAAAAGACUGUUAGAGAUACAAUAAAUGUUGAAUUACAUAGAUUAAGAUAAGAAAUGAAUCUAUAGACAAAUCAAGUAUCAGAAUAAGUAGUUUCAUUAAAAAGCUAAUUAAUGAAGGCGAAUGAGCAUAGACAUUAUAAUGAAGAGUAAAUUAGAAAAUUAAAAGAUGAACUAAGAUCUACUUAAAUUAUAGAUGAAAUUAGAUAAAGAGAAUUAUAUUAAGCAUUUCAAAAUUAAGAAAGAACAAGAUAAAUUAUUGAAUCUGCAUAAAGAUUAUAAACUCCAGAUGUGAUUAAAUAUGCUUUUCCAAGAAGAUAAAAAUUAAAUCAAAAUGAUCCAUUCCUAGUAAGUAAUGAUGAGGUAAAUAAAGAUUUAUAUGGAAUAAUUACUGAUUCUACAUAAAUUCAACCUACAUCGUUCAAUAAAUAAACUAAAGAAAUGAUUAAUGAAUAAAGAUUAAAUAAUAAUAAAGAGGAUGAUACUAUCCUUAAUUAUAGAUCAGGUUUACAAAUAAAUUAAAAUGAAUUUGAUAUGCCAGAGGAUUAUUAAAAUAGAUCAUAACUCUAUAUUGCUAAAAAUAUUUUGGAUUCAAAGCCAGUUAAUAAUUAUGAUUACUCGAAAAUUGAGAAUAAUUCUAUGAUACCAAAAUAAGACUAUAUCUCUUUGAUCAGCAAUACUCAUCCAUAUUAUAUACAAGAAGAGGAUGAAAUUAAAAAUGUUAUUCAAAAAUAUUCUAGUAUAUUUAUUAUAUCUAUUAUAGGUAAACUUGAAAGAUUAGAGGACAUCGAUCUUUUAUAAUAAAAAAGAGAUUUUAAUCAAAUGGAUUAUGCAUUAUAAGAUUUAUUAGAUUAACAAAGCAUUAAAUUAAAUAAACAUGAAUAUAUCAAUGACCCUAUUGAAUAUAAUGAUUAUUAUUCAACUGAUUAUUAAGAUAAAAAUUUUUAUAUAAAAUGA
Messenger RNA from Paramecium sonneborni, 3087 nucleotides. NCBI's taxonomy places the organism in Eukaryota, Ciliophora, Oligohymenophorea, Peniculida, Parameciidae. The record is from the annotation of a GenBank genome assembly.